Molecule: messenger RNA, 1638 nt
Organism: Dovyalis caffra
Lineage: Eukaryota; Viridiplantae; Streptophyta; Magnoliopsida; Malpighiales; Salicaceae
Source: the annotation of a GenBank genome assembly
AUGAGUAGCUGGAACGAGUUGGGAGUUGUAGAUACCAUAUAUGAAGAAGAAUAUGAACAUUCUUCUUCUUCCUCCCCAUCUCUCCCUCCAUCUCUUUAUUCUUCUCCUCCAACACCUCUUCACUCUAGAGUAGAGUCAUGGUCACUGGCGACAAGGCAAAAAACAGAUGUCAAGAUAUAUGUCAUGGGAACUUGUUUCCAUCUGCACAAGGAUCCGCUGACAUCAAGGAGCUCAUAUUUAAAACGUCAACUAGCAGAACUCUCCGAGAUAACUCUGCCUUUAAACAUAACGGCCCAAACAUUUGCUAUCGUUGCAGACUUCUGUUACGGUACUCACGUUGUCAUAACGCCCUUCAACGUUGCUCCGUUACGAAUAGCAGCUGAGUUACUUGGCAUGACGGAGACGAACGGGAAACGUGACGAGAACUUGAAGCAGAUAACGGAAACGUAUUUCCGUCGGAUCAUCACCGUUAACAGGGAGUUAGUGAGGGUCGUUUUCUGCUCCUGUUUGCGUUUGCUUCCAGAGGCUGAAACGACAGCGUUUUUGGUUAGUAGGUGUGUAGAGGCGUUAAAUUCGACGGGAGAGAGCGAGGAAAUGCUGGAUGGUUGUGUUGACGACGUUAUAAAUUUAGCUGCCGAGGAUUUUCAAAUGGUUGGCGAGUCUAUGCAAUGUAGGUUAGAUAGCCAUGACGUGCUGUAUAGGAUUGUGGACCUUUAUAUCAAGGAACGCAGUAGCAUGAUAACAGAAGAGCAGAAGAUUGAAAUCUGCAAUCUUGUAGACUGUGACAAGCUCUCAACUCAAUGCCUCGUACAUGCAGUGCAAAACCCUAGACUACCUUUGAGAUUCAUAGUCCGAGCCAUGUUGAUCGAGCAGCUAAAUACUCGCCGCACACUCUUGAGAACCACCCCCACCACCACCAACCACCAAUAUGCAUGCGGUCAUCAAACUGGAGGCUCUGUGAGUUUAGGUUCAAUCCUCUACCGGGAUGCAGCAGUACGAGAAGCAGCUCAACUCAAGGCAGAAAUGGACACUACAAACUCACGUAUUGAGAGCUUGGAGAAAGAAUUAGCUCGCAUGAAGAAGCUUUUGCAAAAGUCUGAAAAGGAAAGAAUUUCAAUGGAGAAGAAGCUUCUGCAGAAGUCAGAGGUGGAAACAAGGGCAAUGGAGAAGGUAAAGGUUUCGCAUAAAUCUGAAAAGCUUUUGCUCGAAUCUGAAGGGGAAAUUAAAAGCGGUUUGGGGUCAAGAUUAGAGGAAAUUCUGCACGAGUCUGAAAUGGAAGAAAGAAGUAUAGUAAAGUCAUCAGCUAGGUCUGCGAGUUUUCAUCAUGAAGGGAGGGAGGCUAAUAAGAUAGAAAAAGGUGAAAGAGGUUCUGCUUCUUUUGCUGGGUUUCGGUUGCAUUUUGGGGGAGAAAGAACGGAAAAGUCUUCACUUCCUAAGUUUGCAGGUAAUAAUAAUGGUCAAGGAUUGAUUAAUAGAUUAAAAGGCACGUUAUGGAUGUCAAAAACUGCUUCAAGAUGCAACUCUCAGAGUAAAUCUACAAAGAAAAAGAAUGGAAAUGGGGACAGAUCAAAUGGAGAUGAAGACAUUGGUGUGACCUAUGCUCCUUCAGAUCACAAGAGAAGUCGCUCUCUAGGGUAG